Messenger RNA from Nerophis lumbriciformis (worm pipefish), 1062 nucleotides. The record is from RefSeq and is a predicted model, not a curated record. Lineage: Eukaryota; Metazoa; Chordata; Actinopteri; Syngnathiformes; Syngnathidae.
AUGCUUCCCUAUGGUCUAAAACUGCGACUUCUCGGGCUUUUGUCCUGUUUAAUUCUACUUUUUCACGUGACGAUUGCGAAAAGGGAUUUAAAAAACGCUUGUUUUACCUGCCAGAAGAUUACUGACAACUUCCAAAAGGGUUAUGAAAGAACUGCAAAGCAAAAUUUUGGUGGCGGGAAUACUGCUUGGGAGGAGAGGAAAUUGUCCAAAUAUGAAACCAGUGAAAUCCGAUUAAUGGAGAUCGUUGAGGGGUUAUGCGACAGCAGCAGCUUCGAGUGCAACCAGAUGCUUGAAGAGCACGAGGAAAAUUUUGAGACAUGGUGGUUUAAAAGGAAAACGAAACAUCCCGAUUUGCAUAAAUGGUUCUGCAUCGACACUAUCAAAGCGUGCUGUCCGAAAGGCACGUUUGGACCGGACUGCAAUGCUUGUGUCGGAGGCUCGGAGAAACCUUGUCACGGAAACGGCAAAUGCGACGGCGACGGAACACGCGGAGGCGACGGCAAAUGCACGUGUGACGUCCAGUAUAAAGGAGAUUUUUGCCUGGAUUGCACUGAUGGCUACUUCAACGAAGUUCGCAACGAUUCCUUCUCGCUUUGCACUGAAUGCCAUUCUUCCUGCAAGACCUGCAACGGAGCAACCAAUCAGGAUUGCGAUGAGUGUAAAGAUGGUUGGGAAGAAGAUGAGCAGGAAGCCUGCAUUGAUAUAGACGAGUGCUCCAAAGACUCACCUCCAUGUCAAGACGAUCAAUACUGCGUCAACACGGAAGGCUCUUACUCCUGCAAAGGUUGCGAUAAAGCCUGCACGGGAUGCACUGGCGCCGGGGCCGACACGUGCCAGGCAUGUGCUAGCGGCUACCGGGACAUUGUGGGGACCUGCGAAGACAUUGAUGAGUGUUCCGAAGCUGACUCGGUGUGCGCUAAGGAGCACCAGCAGUGCGUGAACACCGAAGGCGGCUACAAGUGCGUCUGCUCUGAGAACUUCGAGGAACAAGAUGGGGACUGUGUACAAAAAGAGUCGCCAGUAGCGUCCGAGACUGAUGAAAGUCCUCAUGAAGAGCUCUGA